UGGUCUUAUCUUGUUUGAGCUGAGGUUUGAGGUUUCGGUGAGCUUGACUCCUUGAGUGUGUGGCUGCCGUGGUUCAGAGCGUGUGCUGCAUGUAGACCGAGGGCAAGUAGGUGCCUGCGUGUGUAAGUAACAAACGGACCAUGGAUCGUGCUCUCAUCUCACUGGCGUUGCUGCUGAUGAUGUUGCUGCCCAUUUCGUUUCCGGGGGCCGAGGCUGCGGGCAAAGAAAUAUACUGUAUCUCGAGCCUAAAUGGCUGUACUUGCGCUACCGCUGACGGCAGGAGGUUCGACUUUACUUCUCUGUCUCGCGCGACUAACGAUCCGUACAUUGCGCGGGAUGCCAGCUAUCUUACCAAAUACUUCUACAACCCGUGCAACGCAGUUCCUAUACCCGGCGGGCCAGUAACGUCGGCGGUUGUGCAAAAAGGAACAACAGCACCAAGUGUUCAGUGCGGCAGCAGUCUAUACUCAAAGGGUUAUACAAUGACAGGCGAGACGGGAAUCGUCUAUUUUAAGUUCACCCACGGCGACUAUGACCCCCAGACGGGAGGCAGCAGGCAGGCAAUCGUCAAAUACGUCUGCGACCCGUCCAAGGUCCAACCAGAGUUCAAGUUUGUCAACGAAGAACCAAAGCUGCAAUACAAUCUGGAAAUGAGCACCGCUCUAGCCUGCGUCACAACACCGCCGGCUCCGAGCACCACAGGGCCGAUCCCGACUGGCUCCACGCCCCAUCACGAGCCGAACAGGGUCCACGUGAAGGUAUCAGUCAGCUUGGGUACUAUCCUGGUCAUCUUGUUCUGUGUGACAGUACUGGCGUACUUUAUGGGCGGUGCGCUCUACAACCAUUAUGCCCGUCAAAGAACUGGUUCAGACCUUGUGCCCAACCUGGUCUUCUGGACUGAGCUACCCAGCUUGAUCAAGGAUGGCUUCAACUUUGUGCUUUGCAAGUAUGGCAAGCAGGGGUAUAGCAAUCUGUAGACGUGUCCUAGACAGUGUUCACAUGCCCUGCUCCCUGCUGCCUGCUGCCUGCUGCUGCGCAUCCUCAUCAUCAGCACAGCCGUGAGCCGUGAUAUGAACACUGACCCCCCUCAGACGCUGCUAGUACUAAGCCAAGUAAGUUUUCCACAGCAGAUCAGCUAGUGUUGCUGCUGCUGCUGCUCAAGGCUGUGCCAUUGUCCAUGGUCUAUGGUCUAUGCCGUUCAUGGCCUACAUUGUAUGCCGUUCAUGGCCUACAUUGUUUGCCGUUCAUGGCCUAUGGCGUCCAUGGUCUAUGCCGUCUAUGGUCUGUGGCAACGCAGACCCAAGCCUGUCGUGAAGCGAUUACGAGCUGGACGGACGCCUGUCCCGCCCUAGUCGGUCGAUGUUCAGUGGUUUGGAGGAGGCUACUCAUGGGCAAAUACAUCCAGCUGUUUGUCCAUUAUGUGAACGAGCGUGUGUGUGUGUGUGUGUGUAUGAGAGGGGGGGGGGAGGGAACUAGGCAUGGUCCCACCCUCUUUUCCCCCCAAGCAACAUGGCAUACUUUUCGGUAAUGGCCUCACGCACACCGACGAUACCUCAAGCAGCCAGUUAAAAAUUAUUUAUUUAUUGUUGUUGAAACUCUUUGCUUCCUUUUAUUUUUCAAUUUCAACUCUGUUCGUGACAAAAUUAUUUUAAUUGUACUGAUGCGACAAGUAAUAAUAAUUAUUUAUAGAUAAUGAGAGUAUACCUUUCGCUCCAUAUUCCACUAAGGUUUAGACAUACUGAAGUAAUUUUAUACAGUUUUGUCCGCAGACUGAGCAGACACAAUUUUAUAGAAAUCUUUUAAAAGUG
This is a messenger RNA of Sycon ciliatum, 1808 nucleotides long. RefSeq lists its product as uncharacterized. The transcript is spliced from 7 exons. Lineage: Eukaryota; Metazoa; Porifera; Calcarea; Leucosolenida; Sycettidae. Bases 141 to 977 code for a protein of 278 amino acids. The record is from RefSeq and is a predicted model, not a curated record. Gene Ontology annotation, cellular component: trans-Golgi network.